AUGGAGCUCCCUCGAAGCCUCGACUCCUACAGGGACGACAAUCUCAUCAUUCAGGACUAUGACGGCAUUUUUGCAGUCCCGCGUCCUCUUCCGGCUCUUUCAACCGACACACUUAUCAAAUGCAUGUUUGACGCUUACAAAAACAACAUCAAGGUGCGCCUCAUGGCUCUCACAGACAUCACCCCUUGUCUCUGCGCCGUUGCUCCGAUUGAGAGAAUUGAGCCUGGUAUGGUGGCCCUGGUGGUCACAUCGGAAGUGGAGUACUACAAGCUGCUCAGGAGCAAUCCCGAAGAUGGCCAGCCACGAUCAGCUUCCUUGUCGAUCUUUUCAAUGUACAAGGAUUCAUUUGACUUGAUUGAGAAAGCCGGGACUGUCGUUCUGGCCUGGAGAUUCUACGGCGUUGAUGAUUCUCCUUUCAUGGAUCGUCAGGGUAAAGUGUUACCUCUUAGAGGUAAUACCCACCCAGAUCUAUCUUAUCCAUCCCUGCAGGGUCAUCGAUCCCCUUCGCCUCUACAGACUGAGAGCAGUGAAGCAGCUGAAAUCAAGACUUUGCGACUCGAGCUAAGUCAAGCGAAAGCCGAGGCGCUGAACAACAGAAUCCUCAAGGAGUACAUGCAAGCGAAGUGGUUAGUGACCAUUUAUGACUACGAAGACCAAGUCACCGAUAGACGUACCACCGAGAUAAUCAAGAACUGCAUUGCAAAGAGAUUUGAGCAGGCGCAGAAGACACGCGGUAAGCUGCAGAAGAUUGUUAGGCUGGCCACAGAGAAGCACGUUGAUAGCAUGGCGGAGGAGAUGACCAAUGAUAAGGAUGAGGAGGCGACCAGACCUCUUACAAAAUAUGACUAUGAGGUUUUUGAGCGGACUUUUUUCGCUGCUAUUAAUGCGAUUAAGAAUGAUGAGGUGAGGGAGAAGUAA
This is a messenger RNA of Fusarium verticillioides 7600, 918 nucleotides long. RefSeq lists its product as hypothetical. NCBI's taxonomy places the organism in Eukaryota, Fungi, Ascomycota, Sordariomycetes, Hypocreales, Nectriaceae. Bases 1 to 918 code for a protein of 305 amino acids. The record is from RefSeq and is a predicted model, not a curated record. The transcript has a single exon.